Caenorhabditis briggsae is the source of this 1338-nucleotide messenger RNA. It is a transcript of the gene Cbr-folt-1, whose product is annotated as Protein CBR-FOLT-1. Gene Ontology annotation, biological process: vitamin transport; transmembrane transport. Gene Ontology annotation, molecular function: vitamin transmembrane transporter activity. The record is from RefSeq and is a predicted model, not a curated record. Gene Ontology annotation, cellular component: plasma membrane. NCBI's taxonomy places the organism in Eukaryota, Metazoa, Nematoda, Chromadorea, Rhabditida, Rhabditidae. The transcript is spliced from 5 exons. Bases 1 to 1338 code for a protein of 445 amino acids.
AUGGAUUGGCGUACCACCACAGCCUUCCUUUGUCUCUAUGGAGCAGUAAAAGAGUUUAGACCAGCAACUCCUUUCCUAACUCCAUUCUUAGCAUCACCAGAAAAGAACCUAACCCUGGAUGAGUUAUAUUCUCAAGUUUUUCCAUACUGGACAUAUUCCUAUAUGCUCGCUUUGAUCCCAAUGUUUGUGCUAACCGAUAUCCUACGAUACAAACCGAUUGUGAUGAUCGAAGCGAUUGGAUUAGUUGCCACGUGGGGAUUGUUGGUCUUUGGAAAAGGAAUCACACAAAUGCAGGUCAUGCAGAUUUCAUUCGGAGUUGCAUCUGCGGCUGAAAUCGCCUACUACUCCUACAUCUACUCCAUCGUGGAUAAGAAACACUACAAAAGAGCAACAUCCUACAUCCGAUCAGCUGCACUGUUGGGAAAAUUGGUUGCAUUUGGUCUGGGACAGGCACUGAUUUCUACCCAUGCUUCGGAUUUUUUGGUUCUCAAUCAAAUUUCCCUUGGAGCCGUUUGCAUUGUCACAGUAAUUGCUGUAUUCCUGCCACGUGUCAAAUCAGACAAUGCCAAAGUUUCCAUCAGAGCGUUACCAGUUGAAGAUCAGCAGAAUGUUGAAUUUGUUACAAAUGAACCAAAAGAACUAAAAGUGAGCUACACUCGAGAGUACUUGAAAAGAACUCUUGAAGAAUUGAAAGAAUGUUCGAAAAACCAAGAACUUUUGAAAUGGUCUCUUUGGUGGGCAUUAGCAAGCUGUGGAGUUUAUCAAGUGCAAAACUACACACAGUCGUUGUGGAAAGAAAUGCAAGCUGAUCCAGAAGACGUUGCCAAUGGAGUCGUCGAAUUCGUCAACACAGCACUUGGAGCAUUUCUCUCUUUAUUCAUCCACCACUUGUCAAUUGAUUGGGCAUCUCAUGGACAAAUGAUUAUAUUCAUUACUUCUGCAAUUAUCGCUGGCCUUCUUUAUGUAUGCUCUCAGACACAAACUGUGAUGGUUGCAUACAUUUCAUACGUGGUCAUUGCUUCAAUAUAUCACAUGCUCAUUACAGCUGCAUCAGCAAAUGUAGCAAAGGAGCUGUCAUCUAAUAACCAUGGGUUGAUUUUCGGGUGCAAUACAUUCGUGGCAGUUUGUCUUCAAUCCUUCUUAACUCUGAUUGUUGUUGAUGCAAGAUUUCUCCAUCUUGAUAUUAGGACACAAUUUGUCGUCUAUUCUGGUUAUUUCGCCUUGGUCGCCAUAAUCUUUGCUUUUUUCUUCUUGAUCUCACUCUGCUCCAAAACAACGAGAAGUUCAAUAAUUGAAGAGCCUCAAGAUGAUUCUAAAGAAGAAGUAUUCCCGGAAUAA